Molecule: messenger RNA, 2456 nt
Organism: Medioppia subpectinata
Lineage: Eukaryota; Metazoa; Arthropoda; Arachnida; Sarcoptiformes; Oppiidae
Source: the annotation of a GenBank genome assembly
AUGAUUCCUCCGCCAGAAAACCUCAACAAAAGGCAGUCUUACUCUAAAUCGACGGAGAUAUCAACGGAUGGCAAGACUUUUGAUUUCAAUUAUGUGAACCGAAGACAAAGAGUGAGAACAGAUGACGACUACUUCGACGACGACGAGGAGGACCAGCAACAGCCCGAUUACAUACCAAAACCCGGCAGUCCUUCGGCGCAGACCAGCGCUCGCGUCGACGAUAAUGAGGACGACUCGGAAGACGACCCGUUGGACGCCUUUAUGGCAGACCUCGAGAAGCAGACAAAACCCGACAAAACAAAGACAAAGCCAUCCAUUGCUGCCAAACGCGAGACACCGAUACCUAUGAAGAGUAGUGUCGGUCCGAAAGCAACCAAAAGUUCGGACACUAAAGGCAUUAGAGAUGACAUCGAAAGAGAAGACGCGGAAGAAUCGUAUUAUCGAUAUAUGGAAGAGAACCCAAUGGCAGGCGUCGGCACUCUUGCGGCCAACAGUGACGACGAGUUGGACGACACGGAGUAUGACGCGGACGGACACCCCAUAGGAGACCACAAUUCAAAAAUGAUUGAUCCGUUGCCACCCGUAUAUCACUCGCAGAUCACUUACGAGUCUUUCGAAAAGAACUUUUAUGCCGAACCCGAAGACAUCAAAGAGUUGUCGACAAACGAUUGCAAUCAAUUGCGACACAAAUUGGGAAUUAAAGUCUCCGGUCUUUUGCCGUCGAAACCGGUGACCAGUUUUGCACACUUCGGGUUUGACGACCAACUCAUGAAAAGUAUCCGCAAAUUAGAGUACUUCCAGCCGACGCCCAUUCAGGCACAGGCCGUCCCCACAGCCCUCAGCGGUCGUGAUAUCAUCGGUAUAGCAAAGACUGGGUCCGGAAAAACGGCGGCAUUUAUUUGGCCUCUUUUGGUCCAUAUUAUGGAUCAGCCGGAGCUAAAGACAGGCGACGGACCCAUUGGUCUGAUUUUAGCGCCCACUCGAGAGUUAGCCCAACAGAUAUACACCGAAGCGAAGAGAUUUGGCAAAGUUUACGGCAUUAAUAUAGUGUGCGCUUACGGCGGAGGCAACAAAUUUGAACAGUCAAAGGAUCUCGAGUCGGGCGCAGAAAUAGUGGUCGCGACUCCCGGCCGAAUUAUCGAUUUGAUUAAAAUGAAAGCCACAAACCUAUUGCGGGUGACGUUCCUAGUGUUGGAUGAGGCGGACCGCAUGUUUGACAUGGGAUUUGAGCCUCAGGUCAGGUCUAUUUGCAAUCACGUCCGACCCGAUCGACAAACACUUAUGUUUAGCGCAACCUUUAAGAAAAAGGUCGAGAAGUUGGCCAGAGAUGUACUCUUGGAUCCGAUUCGUAUAGUACAGGGAGAGGUGGGCGAAGCGAAUGAAGACAUUAUGCAAGUGGUGUUGGUCUUAGAAUCCGGGCCUAAAAAGUGGGAAUGGCUUACGACUAAGAUUGUUGAGUUCACUUCAAGCGGAAGUGUUUUGAUUUUUGUGACCAAAAAAGCAAACGCAGAGGAAUUGGCGAUAAACCUAAAGACUCAUGACAUGAAUUUGUCUCUAAUUCAUGGCGACAUGAAUCAGAACGAGAGGAAUAAAGUGAUGACUGAAUUCAAACGCAAAGAGUUCCCAAUUCUUGUGGCGACAGAUGUGGCCGCGCGUGGACUCGACAUCACACAUAUCAGGACUGUUAUUAACUACGAUAUCGCCAGAGAUAUAGACACUCACACUCACCGAAUUGGUCGCACGGGUCGGGCCGGCGAGAAGGGCGUCGCCUACACAUUGGUUACCGACAAAGACAAAGAAUUUGCUGGACAUCUGGUCAGGAAUCUGGAGGGCGCUAAUCAAGAAGUGCCUCCAAAUCUGUUGGCUCUCGCAAUGCAAAGCGAAUGGUAUAAGAAAUCGAGAUUCAAAGACAAGGGCGCGAAGAAACUCAAUGUCGGCGGCGCUGGUCUUGGCUUCAAAACUAGACCACGACUUGGAUUGGGAGCAAAGUCCUCGACGUCGGCCACCAAUUACGAGAGUCACGACAGCUAUUCUUCGAGUGUCAUCUCUUCAGUGCCCGCAAACACCUCAUCACCGAAAGACUCGCCGCAACCAAACCGAGUGAAUGCAAUGAGAAAUGCAUUUCAGGCUCAAUACAAAUCCCAGUUCACGGCCGCCACUGACACCAGUUGGACGGCCAAUACGGGCGCCGACGAUAAGCCUCGCAAAAAGAGUCGCUGGAAUUGAAUGUCUGGCCUUUAAGAUACUUUUUAUGUCCUCAAAACCAUCAGAUUAUUAAUAAUUAAUGUUUCAAUUAUUGUCAUAAAAAACACUGCACUUCGUCUCCAAAAGUUUUACAAUGCAGUGAACGCUGCGCUCGAGUGGUCAGUAUGUGAUGUGAACGUAGCGUUCACUGCAUUAAAACCUGUGCCGACGGCUCACCUGAAGGGCCGGUCAUAUCGUAUCACUCGCUGUAU